UGUGUGAGGCCUGACUCAGCGUUACAUGACUUCCUGUACUUCCUGUGUGUGUUUGCAGGCUAAGGACAGCGAUGAUGAUGAGGAGGUGGUGCAGGUCGACAGGGACCACUUCAUGGAUGAGUUCUUCGAACAGGUGGAGGAGAUCAGAGGCUGUAUAGAAAAGCUGUCGGAGGAUGUGGAGCAGGUGAAGAAGCAGCACAGCGCCAUCCUGGCCGCCCCGAAUCCUGACGAAAAGACCAAGCAGGAGCUGGAGGACCUCACAGCUGACAUCAAGAAGACAGCCAAAGUUCGCUCAAAAUUAAAAGCAAUCGAGCAGAGCAUCGAGCAGGAGGAGGGUCUCAACAGAUCAUCAGCGGACCUCAGGAUCCGCAAGACACAGCACUCGACGCUGUCACGUAAGUUCGUGGAGGUGAUGACUGAGUACAACACCACGCAGUCCAAGUACCGCGACCGCUGCAAGGACCGCAUCCAGAGACAGCUGGAGAUCACUGGGAGAACCACCACCAAUGAAGAACUAGAGGACAUGUUGGAGAGUGGCAAGCUGGCCAUCUUCACCGAUGAUAUCAAAAUGGACUCUCAGAUGACCAAGCAGGCUCUGAACGAGAUCGAGACCCGACACACCGAGAUCAUCAAGCUGGAAAACAGCAUCCGCGAGCUGCACGACAUGUUCGUCGACAUGGCCAUGCUGGUCGAGAGCCAGGGAGAGAUGAUUGACAGAAUUGAGUACAACGUGGAACACUCCGUCGACUACGUGGAGCGAGCCGUAUCCGACACCAAGAAGGCCGUCAAAUACCAGAGCCAGGCCCGCAAGAAGAAGAUCAUGAUCAUCAUCUGCUGCGUCAUCCUGGGCGUGGUCCUGGCGUCAACCAUCGGCGGCACGCUGGGCUUCUAAGACGCUCUGCUGCCUGCCGCCGCUGUGACGACCAACACCGACCGACCGUCUGACCGCCAGCAGAGAAAAGAAACACCGACGACGACAACAACACAAAAACUUGAAACACAAAUGCAAGACAGAUAACCAAUCAGCUAGAAAGAGAUAACAAUCCAAUCACAGAUAAGAGGAAACACCACGGGGUGGGGCGGGGUUCAAAAAACAAAGACAAAAAAAAUCAACAGUAAAACGCCAUCACAUUAUAGCUGACUUAAAUACAUAAAGUAUACAAAAAGAAGGUACAAAUAAGCCUACUAUUUAUUACAGAUGUACAUGUAAAUGUAUUGAACAUAUGAAGCAACACAUGGGUUAGCUACCUGUAAAAAAAAUAUGACUUAUAAUAUGACAUUUACUUGUUUGUUUGUUUGUUUUGCCUUUUUUCUUAUUUUUUAACAGUUUCUUUCGUUUUUCGGGAGUCUCCGAGGACAGUGAUGGUGAUUGCUGCUGGGCGGGAGUUCUACGGGACGAGCAUUCCAGAGCCAAACGUAACUUCUUUGUUUCUGUAUUUCCCAGCAAAGCUUCUGGAACCGAGCACGUUCUGAAUAAAUGUGCUCGGCUUUCCAACAAAGUGCUGUCCUGCUUAGAGGACGAGAGAGAAAAAUCUUUUCAGCUCCGUCAGAACGUUCUGGAGCUCUAGAACUCUGCGCUGCAUUCUUAGACGGAAUGUUUGGGAGCACAGACAGGAACACACUGAGGUUUCUGAACAGUCAGUAAUGCUCGAGUGUUCCGGAAUGCGUCAGUAAUGCUCGAGUGUUCCGGAAUGCGUCAGUAAUGCUCGAGUGUUCCGGAAUGCUGUCCCGCAGGACAAGCGCCCGCGGGCUUUGGUAGAGCCAACUUUAUCCCCUUGUUUCUGGGAGGGAGGGACCGACCUCGCCAUUGGCUCAGCUGCCUCUUUAGACCACCUCUGAUUGGUUGCUCACUCCUGUCAUUCACCUCAGUCACCUCCCCUUUUUGUCACAUGUAUCCAACCAAAGAGCAGGGGGAGGGAGGGCCUCUGGGUUCCUGCUGAAUUUGAUUCGAAAACGUGACGUUUGACUGACGGGUGAACGGUGGGAAGGAUGGGGGGUAGGAGGAGGGGGGGUUUAAAGGAGGGUGGGAGGAGACGGACGGUCAAUCUAUGCAGUUUAGAUAAGAGGAAGACGACUUGUCCCGCCUCCCCCACUCAAGAUAGCCAAUGAGGGUCGAAGCUCAUCUGUAGAGAAGUCGUAGGCCGGGUGUCAUCUCUACGCUGUCACAACUGUUCUUACGGAAGAUUCUAAAAAAUGAAGAGAACACAUUAAAAAGUAAAGAAGAAAAAUAAAUAAAAUAAUUAAACUUUAUAACAAACAAACUAGAUGGACAGAAAAUGUCGAAACCUCUGAAGACGCUGGCGUGCCCUGGUUACCUGAGUGUCGUGGUAAUAUCGUUUUUGUUUUUUAAUGGGGAACGUUUGUUGCUUCGUUGUUCCGUGGUGCUGCUGUUUUAGUGCGUGCGUGACGUGUCCCGUGACGUAUCGGCCUGACAUCAUUUAGAGGUUACUGUUUAGUCCGUAUGGUUUGAUGCAUUUGCCUGUUUCCUCCCUGCAUCCCUCCAUCUCCUGCCUGAGUGUGUGUUUGGGGAUUGUGAUUCACACCGUUUAAAUGCCUGAGUUGCACAGGUGCUACUGAACAGGAGAGGUGGAUUUUCUCUGUGGAAGAUGGAACAUGUGACACACACACAUUCACAUAAAGUUACAACAUGGCACUUGCAUGAACACUUCAUACAAACCUUUAACGUUUCACACACAUGCUGGAAAAUCCCCCCCUAACAUACACACUUCCCUGUGUUACAUAUCACACGCGUGUUAGACUGGGUUGCUUAGCAUGCUUUAGCGUUAACUAGUGUUACGUGUAGAUUGUGUAGAAGCUGCUUGUUGGAAUUUGAUCACAAGUUAUCUGGUCUUUUUAAUGCUAAAGACACUUUCUGUGUGUCCAGGUCAGUGUUGGGGGAGGGGGAGGGGGGGUAAAAAUUUAUUAAGACAGGAAGUGUGAAAGUUUGGUCUUGACCUCACAAAUAGUAAUUUGACAAAAUAAUUUGAGCUAAUGGUUUACUUAGGGACUGUUUGUUAUUUAU
Molecule: messenger RNA, 3022 nt
Organism: Plectropomus leopardus (leopard coralgrouper)
Lineage: Eukaryota; Metazoa; Chordata; Actinopteri; Perciformes; Serranidae
Source: RefSeq, a predicted model, not a curated record